Colletotrichum truncatum is the source of this 1203-nucleotide messenger RNA. RefSeq names its product beta-ig-h3 fasciclin. The record is from RefSeq and is a predicted model, not a curated record. Lineage: Eukaryota; Fungi; Ascomycota; Sordariomycetes; Glomerellales; Glomerellaceae. Gene Ontology annotation, biological process: macroautophagy. Gene Ontology annotation, cellular component: fungal-type vacuole membrane.
AUGAUUCGUUUAUCUACGGCAGUUGGCGCCCUCAGCCUAAUUGUCGCUUUCUCCAUCGACCAUGCCCUCGCACAAGAGAAUGACCUUGGAAGUGUUCUUCAGUCCCAAAACAACCUCUCAAUAUACUACAACUUGGUCAAGCAAUACCCUGAGGUGUUGCUCAGGCUUCCUAGCUAUGAAGGCGUCACGAUUGUUGCGCCCUCUGACGCAGCCUUUGAAAACAUCCCUGGCACGCAGCUCAACGGCAAAUGGAACGAAUCAGACGCCUCCAUUGCUGUGCCUAUUCUGGAGUAUCACAUUCUCCAAGGCACUGUUUCCACGGGAUCUCUUGAAGUCGGACCGUCUGUUCUGCGCUCCUCGCUGCUCCAGAACUCAGCUUGGACCAACGUUACUGGCGGCCAAAACGUUCUUGUCAACAAGCAACCUGGUAAUGUUACUGUCUUCACUUCUGCUGAAGGCAUUCGUACCACACAGGUUAAAGGCGAUAUCAAAUUCGCCGGGGGUCUCCUUCACAUUGUGGACAACCUGAUGAUACCUCCUUCGAGGCUGGAAAACACAACCGAAGCAUUCAAGUUGUCCGCCUUCCUCGGGGCUCUUUACGCCUCAAAGCUUCUGCCAUCACUUUCUUCCACGAAGAACAUUACCAUCUUCGCUCCGCGGAACGACGCAUUCCAGAGAGUUGCUGGUUCGCUUAAGGAUUUGGAUGAAGCCGCCGUCAAAAAGUUUCUCAACUAUCACAUCCUCCCGGGCAAAGUCCUUGCCUCGUCGGACUUGAGGAAUGGUACAAACCUGACGACUUUAGCCUCACAGAAUCUGCAAGCCAUUCGCUCUGGUAACAAUCUCUUCAUCAACUCGGCCCAGAUUGUUCAACCCGACAUCCUUCUUGCCAACGGUAUCAUGCACAUCAUUGACAACGUCCUAAACCCAGAUGUUCCAUCGAACCCCAACCCCGAAUUUAUCAGCCAACCUCCUGUCUUCCCCGAGAGCCCGGCUUCUGGACUGCCUUUCACAAGUGCGAUUCCAUGUACCAUCAGCUGCCCAGUUACCACUACUGCAAGUGCCACGGCCACUGGGGCUGCCACAAGAUCGGCGUCAACCACAAUCAGAACCACCACCAGCCCUGGUCUUGCUGCACCUCGCUGCACUGGCGUCACUGCUGGUGUCGCUAUGGGUGUUUUCGCAGGUAUUGCUGCAUUGGUUUGA